GGGGUCGGGGAAGAUGGCGGCCGCCAGCCUCCCGUCCUGGCGGCGGGUUUCCUCCUUCACGGGGCCGGUGCCCCGCGCCCGCCACGGACAUCGGGCCGUCGCCAUCCGCGAGCUGAUGAUCAUCUUCGGGGGCGGCAACGAGGGCAUCGCGGACGAGCUGCACGUCUACAACACCGUUACGAAUCAGUGGUUCCUGCCGGCCGUCAGAGGAGAUAUACCCCCAGGCUGUGCUGCCCACGGGUUUGUCUGCGACGGCACCAGGAUCUUAGUGUUUGGGGGAAUGGUGGAAUAUGGAAGAUACAGCAAUGACCUCUAUGAACUUCAGGCAAGCCGUUGGCUGUGGAAAAAAGUGAAACCCCAACCUCCGUCUUCUGGUUCACCCCCUUGUCCUCGACUUGGCCACAGCUUUUCGUUAUAUGGUAACAAGUGUUAUUUAUUUGGUGGCCUGGCAAAUGAAAGUGAAGAUUCAAACAAUAAUGUUCCCAGAUAUUUAAAUGAUUUCUAUGAAUUGGAACUCCAGCAUGGUUCUGGAGUUGUGGGUUGGAGCAUUCCAGUGACAAAAGGGAUUUUGCCUUCUCCACGAGAAUCGCAUACAGCCAUUGUCUAUUGCAGAAAAGAUUCAGGGAAUCCCAAACUCUAUGUUUUUGGAGGAAUGUGUGGCUGUCGACUCGAUGACCUUUGGCAACUUGAUAUAGAAACCAUGACAUGGUCACAACCUGAAACUAAGGGAACAGUGCCCCUUCCACGAAGCCUUCAUACAGCCAAUGUUAUAGGAAACAAAAUGUAUAUUUUUGGAGGAUGGGUCCCCCAAGCAGUGGAUAAUGUAGAAUGUUCUGCUCAUGACUGUGAAUGGAGGUGCACCAGUUCAUUUUCUUACCUAAACCUGGAUACAGCAGAAUGGACUGUUCUAAUAUCAGAUUCUCAGGAAGACAAAAAGAACUUGUUACCAAGACCAAGAGCUGGACACUGUGCCGUGGCAGUCGGUACCCGUUUAUACUUCUGGAGUGGAAGAGAUGGGUAUAAAAAAGCAUUGAAUGGUCAAGUUUGCUGCAAAGAUCUUUGGUAUCUUGAUACGGAGAAACCUCUGGCCCCUUCUCAGGUCCAGCUGAUCAGAGCUACCACCAACUCUUUUCAAGUUAAAUGGGAUGAAGUUCCUAGUGUUGAAGGGUAUCUUCUGCAGUUGAAUUCAGAUUUGCCGUCUCAAGCAGAGGAUGCGGAAUCAGAAACAUUGAAUUUGCAAGAAGUCAAGCUAGAUCUUCAGAGGCAAGCCAAGAAUAACACAGUUCCCAACAAUACACAAAUAUAUCGUUCAUCUAAUGAGUUACUAAAACUAGAAGAUCCGGUGAAUAUUCUGGAGUCUGAACAUCUAGUCAUGAAAGAAAUUGCAAAGAAAGUCCAGGCAGACCGUAAAGGAAUCGUUGAGUCUAAUGCCACUGUGCAUUCGUCUUUUGCUCUGACAACUAAUGCUGCUAAUAACGAUGGCUUUGCAGUGGAGAUGCUAAAGAGAAAUGAAGGUCCUCAAACUUCAGCAAAUGUAGGUGAGCUAUUUUACUUGGACUUACGAGCUAUAAACCCUGAAACUUCUGCAUCCACUUUAGUCUCCAGAACACAGACUAUGGUAACCCAACAGGCCAUUAAAACUGAGCCAAGUAUAAAUGGGGCAAUUGCAAAUGAUGAAACUUCACUCAAUGCAAAGGCUGAAGUUGACGAAACUACAUUUGUACCACCUAUGCCUAAGAUCAGCGGAGCUGAAACAAAUGACUGUACCAUUCCAUUAUCUAAAAAAGUCCCUCUGAAAUCAGUGACCCCUGGAAAAGCAGGAGAUCGACGGUGGUGUGAUGUGGGAAUAUUUAAAAACAACACUGCUUUGGUGAGCCAGUUUUAUUUGCUGCCAUCAGGGACAUCCAGCAUCUCUAAUAAGGUGGGAAAUCCAAAUGUUCCAGACUACAGUCUACUUAAGAAACAAGAUCUGAUUCCAGGCACAGUGUAUAGGUUCAGAGUUGCCGCAAUCAAUGGCUGUGGAAUAGGCCCUUUCAGUAAAAUCAGUGAAUUUAAAACAUGUAUUCCUGGUUUUCCUGGAGCACCUUCAGCUGUCAAAAUCUCUAAGAAUGUUGAUUGUAUUCAUCUUUCAUGGGAACCUCCAGUCUCACCUUCUGGCAAUAUUUUGGAAUAUUCAGCAUAUUUAGCUAUUCGAACCGCACAGCUACAGGAGAAUCCAAGUCAGCUGGUGUUUAUGAGGAUUUACUGCGGUCUUAAAACAUCAUGUGUAGUAACUGCUGGGCAACUUUCCAAUGCACAUGUUGACCAUACGUCCAGACCUGCCAUUGUGUUCAGGAUAUCAGCAAAAAAUGAAAAAGGAUAUGGGCCAGCUACCCAAGUUCGAUGGCUUCAAGAUCCCAAUAAAAGUAGGAAAGAAGCAAAGAACUCUGAAACUCAAUAUAUUGGUCCAUCCCAAAGAAAGGAAGGUGUCAAGUUCAAAAUAGAAGCACCUUAACAGGACGCAGACUUUGAAGUAGUAUUUUAACAUUUGUAAGAUUUUGUAAAUGUUCCAAAUGUUUUAUUUUUGCAUUGUUUUUAUCUUGAAAAUUGUACAAACUUUUUUUACAUCCUAAUCGUAAGCAUUAGACAUCCUUACUCAGGUUUACAUAGAACUAAGUAACAUCGCUAAAUAUGUAGACAGAUAUUACAGAAUCUUAGCUGCAAAUAGGUUUUUUAAAAAUCUGUAACACUUUUGAAAGCUUCAUGAUACCACUGUCAUCUUCAAAUCUGGAUUUGGUGUGUAGAGCAAUAAAUGCAGUAUAAAGUACUUAAAGCUGCAAUGCACAAAACAAUAUUUGCCACUUUUAUACCACUUAACUGUGUGCCAGUUCUGGUUGACCAAGUAAGGAAUAAUAUUAUGUCCGAAAAUCCAUGCACAGAUACCCCAUGGGAAAGAUCAAUUUAGUUGUGCAGAAUUGAUGUGUGUGUUACCCGUUACUAAUUUAAAAUGUAUAGAAUAUUUUAAUAUAUAAUGUUUGUAAAGAAAUGCGAUUUUUCUACCAUAUUUGUGAUGAAUGUGUCUCCCCUGAAGAAAAUAUGCAAAAAGUUAAAGACACUUAAAACAGGAGAUUCUGAACUCUAAUGGUAAAAGAAGUGCACUACUUGGGCUGUAGAUGACUUUCUGGUAGGCAGAGGAAUCUCUAAAUCCAUACUUUCAAAGAAAAAAAAAUGUUUACAAGGAGCUUCUCUGGCGAUCUGAAAUCAAAAAGCCUGGGAAGAAAACUUCAGUGUACAUUUGUUUUAAUCCAUAUGCUUUGCUUCAGCAUAUGCUUGCUUUUUGCACUAGUAGAAAGUUAACUUACCUCAUCAUUAUGUUUAUAAUCAUUUGUAUUGCUUCCAUUAACAUGUCUGAAAUACUUAGGCUAAAGGUAAUACUUAACCAAAGUUUAAAUAAAUUGUAAGCAGUUUUGCACAUAUAAAUGCUAAUGUGUUUGUGUUUCAUGAGGGACAAAGGGUAAAGGCAAGUAUUUGUGCCAGGCAGAGUUGACCUAAUUAGUGGCUUCUGUGCUUUACUUUAGUAAUCUAUUGAUUAAUUGAUCCUCGCUUUCAUUGUUUUAUCCUGUUAGUCUUUGUGCUAAUCAGCCCUUCAGUUCAAAAAAGCCCUUCCAUCAGUGCAAGGGAGUGCUGGAGCCAGGCUCUUUUUGCACUUAUGGAUGUUUAUUUAUGAGAGCGGAGCAAAUGUAAUCUAUUGUCUGAUAUUUAUAAAAAUAAGGUUUUUUGAUAUUUUCCAAGAUCUAGAGUGAAAUGCCUCAGCUGUUCUUGGCUAAGAGGCGAACCCAGACGUAGGAUUCUAAGGGAAUGUUGUUUUCCAGAGACAAAGUUGUUCAUGUAGAGCAACAACUUGAUGUUUUCACCUUCUAAAUAUGCAAAGAACAGGUAAAGGAGGAAGUGUCCCAUGCUUUCAGAGAGUAUUUGGGAACAUGGAAUUCUUGAAUGGUUUCUUUCUAGAGUUUGUCCUUAAGCCACCUCACUGACCUUUAUUUUAGAGGGGGGGUUUGGAAAUAGGGUCUAGUAGCCUUUCUCGAUUAGAAUUGCCUGGACCAGAGUUAACGGGGGAGGCUCUGCGGCCAACCCAGCUCUAGCCCUUCUCUUUGUUGGGCCCAGCCUGACUUCCUAAAUGCAGGGUAGAUUGGGCUUUCUUUCCGACAUGCACACACAAAAACACACACACACGCACGAGCCAAUCCACACGUUCUUCCACAUGUACACACAGUGCUAUUGUGUACUUAACAGGGUCUCAGCCACUGGGCUUGCCGUGGCCCAAGAAGGCCCCAGCCCGAGGUGGGAGGGACCGCAGGUCACCCUCACCUGAGCCUGACCCACAGACCAGGCUUGAAUCCGGACAGGACUCUUCCAUGAAUGAUGCCACUCGGGGUCUUCUGUUGCCUUGCCAUUGUGAGUAAAUGACUUCGUAUUAGACCUGUGUCUAAAGUAGCAAAAGAAAAUGGAUACAUCAGUGUGAGUACAGAGAGGCUUCUGUAUUUGGCUUACGAUUGGCAUAUUUUCUAAAACGGUACAUCACCGCUCCCCAAAGGAGACCCCGAAAGAGGGACGGGAGUAGAAACCGUAAAAGUCAUACCGAUAUCUUCCAGAUAGGGCGUUCCCUAAGUGGCUUUAUAACUGCUCGGGUGGGAGGGAGAAAAGAAAGCAACCAUCAGAGUGAAGAGGUUUUAUUUCCUUCGCUUUGUAAACCUGAUGAUUUGCCUAAAUGGUUGAAAACAGAUUUUUGUUAGUGCCCUCAGAACGGUGUUCAGACGAAUGAACUUUCUAGAUCUGAUUUUAUUGCCUGUAACUCAAAAAUGUGUCCUAGAAAUUCCCAUUUUAGAACCCUGUUGAAAUUCUUUGUAAGUCCGGUAUCCUCAUUUUGGUCCAUACUUACUAUUUCAUGGAGUUAACGUAUAAUACUAUCACUUGCAGGAUGGAAGGUAAUAACUCUUUCUCAUUUAGAAGUGUUUCCUGCUAGUACCAAGGUCAUUUUUUAAUUCAUAAAAUAUUGCAGCACUUUUAAAGGUAAAAGCUGUUUGUGAAAUUGUUUAUGUAGGUAACAAAUAGAGAACCCUUUUUAAUAUUUCAUUGCAGCAUCUGAGCAUAGAUGCAUUUUGGUUUUGAGACAAUGGUUUAGGCAGUUAUUCCUAUGUAAUGUGGUACCGAUGAUAUGUAAAAUAAAACACAUUUUCUACCACUAAAAAA
This is a messenger RNA of Ornithorhynchus anatinus (platypus), 5229 nucleotides long. RefSeq names its product host cell factor C2 (gene HCFC2). The coding region runs from base 14 to 2494 and encodes 826 amino acids. The record is from RefSeq and is a predicted model, not a curated record. The transcript is spliced from 17 exons. Gene Ontology annotation, molecular function: transcription coactivator activity; protein binding. Gene Ontology annotation, cellular component: histone methyltransferase complex. Gene Ontology annotation, biological process: chromatin remodeling; regulation of DNA-templated transcription. NCBI's taxonomy places the organism in Eukaryota, Metazoa, Chordata, Mammalia, Monotremata, Ornithorhynchidae.